AUGCUUGUGUAUUCAGAGAUUCUGCCUGACAAAUUAAGGUAUCAUAACAGAAUAAUCGAACUGAUUCCGAGGAUUCCAUCGAUUCCCAUUCCGGAACUUACAAGCGGCAACUCAAAGAAAGAAUACAGUGCCAUUCUUAAUUUAUCGACACCGCGAUUAUUGUCUAGUUACAUGAACAAUUUUAAUGAUUACAUCUAUGAUAUAAAUAGCAUUGCACUAUCUAAAUUCAAUUCCAAGAUAAAUUCCGUUGAUGGUGUCGCAUUCAGCGACCAUAUUCGACAAGAUUCGUCAGCCUUUGCUGUACACUCUGAACGACACGUUCCCUAUGUCAAUUACAGUAUUUACCUUAAAAAAGUCGUCGAAGAAAUGAAAUUUCCCGACUUAUACGCGUCAGUAUACUCAGUGCUUGACAUACCCGGUAAUUUCUAUGACUCCGUGAAAAGGAUAGUAACAACGAUAAUGCAUCCGACAAUCAAAGUAUUACAGCAUGGUUUAAACAGUUCUAAGGGCGACAUUACGUCCGAGUUUAACUGGUUGGAUGUAAAAGGCAAAAUCGGUUGCUAUUUGAUACCUUCCAUUGGAUUCGGAAUAUUCAAAACCAAUCAGUUCAUGUUUUCCUUGCGGAUUCCAAUGCAUAAUAUACCAUUGAGUGUACUGUCUGUUUGUAACUCUGCAGAACUACGCCAAUGUAAUAAAUUUGUAACUAGUAUAUUAAAUUUACGAAAGAUUUACAAGACUGGUGAGACGUAUUCUGAUUAUAAAACAUGGAAUGAUAUCUGCAAAGAAACUGGGUUACUCAUUUAUGGAGGCUUCCCCAUGAAUACGUUCGAUGAAUAUGUGUACAGUAACAUUGGACACAAAACUUUUCGCACAAACUACGUUGGACAAUUAGAAAAAAACGAUCAAGUCUUGUUUUGGAAAAGAUCUAAUGAGGCUAUCUGCCGCAGCGAAAAAGAAGGAACUACCUAUACGGUCACCGAAGUUGGAAUGUUUACAACUGAAGGGUUGGAAGCUAUAUACGAAUUCUCGACCAACAGAUCGGCUGGCACUUUGAAAUUCAAUUAUAAAAACGACGCGCAAAGUAAAUGCCUUGUUAAUAACCUUAAAAAUUGUAACCAAAGAAAUGACGUGAUCGAAAUUCGUUUGAAUAAAGAUCAUAUAGCUAGUUUCAAAUGGUUUAUGCCUACCAACCAUACCCAAAAAUCGCAUGACUUACAAUUUUCAAAUGGAACGCAGACAUUUACGUACAAUUACCAUAAUUACAAAAUUGAAAACAUGGAUUUCGACGAAACAAGUUUCACCGUAAAAUGCAACAAUAAGGUUAUACUGAUCGGAAAUAAUUCUCCGCGACUUAAAGAAAUCAUUCGCUAUGACGGUACUGAUUAUCACCGGGAUCCUGAAACAAUGAUGUAUCAGAAAAAUUGA
This is a messenger RNA of Cotesia congregata, 1425 nucleotides long. Lineage: Eukaryota; Metazoa; Arthropoda; Insecta; Hymenoptera; Braconidae. The record is from the annotation of a GenBank genome assembly.